AUGGCAGUGUACGCCUUUAUGGGACACAGCGGUGGAAUGGCAGUGUACGCCUUUAUGGGACACAGUGGUGGAAUGGCAGUGUACGCCUUUAUGGGACACAGCGGUGGAAUGGCAGUGUACGCCUUUAUGGGACACAGCGGUGGAAUGGCAGUGUACGCCUUUAUGGGACACAGUGGUGGAAUGGCAGUGUACGCCUUUAUGGGACACAGCGGUGGAAUGGCAGUGUACGCCUUUAUGGGACACAGCGGUGGAAUGGCAGUGUACGCCUUUAUGGGACACAGCGGUGGAAUGGCAGUGUACGCCUUUAUGGGACACAGUGGUGGAAUGGCAGUGUACGCCUUUAUGGGACACAGCGGUCGAAUGGCAGUGUACGCCAUUAUGGGACACAGCGGUCGCAUGGUAGUGUACGUCUUUAUGAGAGCGCAGCGGUGGAAUGGCAGUGUACGCCUUUAUGGGACACAGCGGUGGAAUGGGAUGUGGGGAGUGUGUGUGUCAGGGGUGUGCGGCGCGGCAGGCACCCAGUUCCGGGCCGUGUGGUGCGUCCACUCGGACGGCUGGACGACGCUGCCGUCCAACUGCGCGCCGUCCGAGCGUCCGUCCCGGCAGCACGCCUGCGUGCGCGUGUGCGAGUGGCACCGCGCGCUCUUCGAGUGGCAGCUGUCGCCGUGGGGACCCUGCAGCCCGGCCUCGCCCUCCUCUUCGUCCACCCCCUCCUCCUCCUCCUCCUCGUCCUUGUUGGCGCGAGAGUGCGUGACGGCCCAGCGCGGGGUCCAGAGGCGGCGCGUGUCCUGCACCCGACGCACGGACGGACAGGCGGCGGCCGACCCGCGCGUGUGCGAGGCCUUCUCCCCGCCGCCGGCCGACGAGCAGGCGUGCCUGCUGCCCUGCCCCAUCAACUGCGUCCUGUCGGCCUUCUCCCACUGGUCAGCCUGCCGCGGGCCGAGCCCGGGCUGCACGGGCGGCGGCGUUGGUGCCACUCCGCCGCUGCAGCACCGCACGAGGCAGGUCCUGGCGGCGCCGCUGUACGGGGGCGCCGAGUGCCCCGGCCUGACCGAGAUGCGCCGAUGCCACCGCGGCGCCAACGCCAACGCCAACCCCCCGGCCCCGUGCCCGCACGACCAGCAGGAGCACAGCUACAGCCUGUGGGCGGGGCCGUGGAGCGAGUGUCGGGUCAGGAGCGCGCUGCCCAGCGGCAGGACGCGGGUGGACUUCAGCAGCAUAUUCCGAGUGAACCACCAGCACCAUCACCAGCACCAUCAUCAUCAUCAUCAUCAUCUUCAUCAUCAUCAUCAGCACGAAGGCGGAGAGUCGUGGGGCGUCCAUAUUGGAUAUCAGACGCGGCAGGUGCGAUGCACACGCAACGAUGGCAAGAACGUAAUGCUGAGCCUCUGUGAUCAUGACAACGCCCCUGUGAACUUCCGUUCAUGCGUAAUGCCCAAAGACUGUGAGGUAUCUGAUUGGACGGAGUGGAGCCCAUGCUCCAAAACCUGCCGCACGGUGGACCAAUCACCUGGGUACAGGACCAGAAAGCGCCAUGUGAAAGGGCUUCUGAUUGGCGAAGGAAAGGAAUGCCCCGCCCUGGAGGAAAGAGAGGCUUGUAAUCUCAUCGGGGACCUGCUACCACUGUGCCCAAGCUACCAGUGGCUGCUGACAGACUGGGGUGGAUGCCAGAUCCUUCCUCUGUUGGGUCAGCAGGACCAUCGCCACGGCAAUGCCAGCGUCCUCUGCGGAGGUGGCAUCCAAACCAGGGAGGUGUACUGCGUUCGUCUGGACAACGGCACAUCCCUCUCACACAAACUGCGGCCAGUGAGGCGGGACUUGUGCUCGGGGCCCCUCCCCUCAUUGGUGCAGAGCUGCUCCAUCACUUGUCCUCAGCUCUGCUUGCUGUCUGAUUGGUCGGAGUGGGGACCCUGUGUUCAUGAUGAGUGCGCCGAGUCACAGGGGAAGAGAGGCGGUGCAGUGUGUCCGAACGCCUCAGCCCUGCAGCAGUGGAGGUCGUGCGGCAGCGGCACCUGUGUGCACCUCCACUGGGCCGAGAGCCCCUGGGGCCCCUGCGUCCUCGACCCCCAGGGACCCCCUCUUAACGCCUCCGCACCGGAGCAGCAUAACGCUACCUGUGGACUGGGCACCCAGAUGAGAGAGAUCACCUGUGUGAAAGCCAACAAUGGAGUGGUCACCUCGAAAAGAUGGCAGACCCACCGCUGGAACAAGUGCAUUCUGGUCCCUGAUUCCGUGAGGCAAGCGCUUGGGGCCUCCACCGAGUCCUGUGGCCAAGGCCUGGAGACCAGAGGUGUGACGUGUGUUGGGGCAGACGACUCGCCUGCUGCGCUGUCGCUGUGUCUGCUGUGGGGCGGGCCGAUGCCGGCCCAAGUGCGGGCCUGUCGCGUGGCCUGCAGGGACGACUGCACCCUGAGCAGCUGGAGCGCCUUCUCACCCUGCCAGCGCUGUGGAGACUGGCGCUCACGCACACGGACACUGAUAGGUCGCAGCAAGAAGCGCAUGCGAUGCCAGCAGGAGUCUCUGUACCCGCUGGAGGAGCGAGAGCCAUGCCCGUGCUCUGAGUUCAGGGCUCAGCCCCAGGGCUCCUGGUCUCCGUGCCUGCUCCCGGGGCUCUCCGGGCGGACGGCAUGGCACCUGGGCCUUCCUGGACGCCCGCGGGCCCAAGGAGAGGGCAGGGAGUGUGGGCAAGGCUGGCGCUACAGGGCCCUGGCCUGCCUGGACCACCGUGGACAGCUGGUAGAACCCACUCUGUGUGCUAGCUCAGGUUUGGAGGAAGACUUGUGUCAUGUGGCCUGCCCCAUGGACUGCAGGCUGAGUGAGUGGUCACCCUGGUCUACCUGCAGCGCCUCCUGUGGCUGGGGUGUGAAAGUGCGGGCCCAGUGGCUCAGAGAGAAAGCGUUCAACGGAGGGCGUCCCUGCCCCAAACUGGACCUGAGGAAUCAGGUGUCUGAGGUACUGCCGUGUUACAGUGAAUGUGAUCAGCACAGCUGGGAAGUGGACCCGUGGUCUGAGUGCCACCUCAACAUACAGCACGCAAGCAGCACACCAGCCCACCCGGCACAUCCAACCAGCACAGCCAACACACUAAACACAGACAGUCCAACCAGCACAGCAAACACACUAAGCACAGCCGGUCCAAACGUCACAGCAAACACACUAAGCACAACCAGCCCAGUUAACACAGCCAAUCCAGACAGCACAGCUAACACACACACACCCAGCACAGGACUGGGGCCCUCCAGCUACAGCCUAUCAAAUGCCAUCCCCACAUCCACUGGACCAGGAGAGGUGUUAUCCUGUGGAGAGGGAGUCCAGGGUCGCAAAGCCAGGUGUGUAAGGCGAGGAAGCGAUGGGCAGAGCCAACAUGUGCACGACACUCUGUGCAGCCAGCCUGAGCGUCCAAUCACCUCACAGAUCUGCCUGCUGCCCUGUCCCACCCAGUGUGUGACAUCACAAUGGAGUCAGUGGAGCACCUGUCCAAUGGCUUGUCCCCCAAGUGCACUCAGAUGGAGAGGCAGGCAUGUGCUCAGGCAGCCCCAGCGGGGACACGCGUGCCUGGAGCUGAACCAGUCUCAGCCCUGCCUCUUCAACUCCACCUGUUUCAGCUACAGCUACAGCUACUCAGACUGGAGCUCCUGUCAACUCAGUGAGAAUGCUGUUUGUGGGCAGGGCAUUAAGACACGCCUCCAUAGGUGUGUCCGUAGCGACGGCGAGCCAGCAGAGAUGAGCCUGUGCGCCGAGAGGGGUCCAUCAGACAAGCUGAUCAUUUCCUGUGAAGUUAGCUGUCCGGUGAACUGCCUGGUGUCUGCAUGGUCACCUUGGUCUGAAUGUUCACACACCUGCGGAAACCGAAGUCAGACACUGCGCUCCAGGAUGGUGCUGCAGGAGGCGGGAGACGGCGGUCAGUCAUGCCCCGCCCACCUCUCCCAAACCAAGCCCUGUCCCAUCAUGCCGUGCCACUCCUGGUUGCUUGGACACUGGUCGUCCUGUCAGAUAGAGGGAGCGGAGUGUGGUGAGGGGGUGAAAGUGAGGAACCUUACGUGUGUGGUCCACUGGGGGGCGCUGGUGAGCGUGUCCCGGUCUGACGCGGCGGUGGAGGAGGAGAGGUGUGAGAGGGGUCAAAGGCCAGAGAGAGACACCCCGGUGCAGCUGCCCUGCUCUGUGCCCUGUCCAGGGGAUUGCCACCUUACCGAGUGGUCGCCAUGGAGUUCAUGCCAGCUUAUGUGUAUGGACGGACGCAGCUUUGAGACACAAGGACGCCAGGCGCGCUCAAGAGCCGUGAUCGUCCAGGUGCCUGAGAACCAGGAGACGUGCCCCAGACAGGUGUACGAGACGCGGCCGUGCAAAGGAGGGGUGUGCCACACUUAUGAGUGGAGAACCGGCGGAUGGAGGGAGAACGAGAGGAACGUGUGGUGCCAAAGGUCUGAUGGAGUGAACGUUACAGGCGGGUGCCCCUCACACACUCGGCCCUCAGCAAUACGCCACUGCCACCCACCCUGCACCAAGCCCUUCUCUUUCUGCACACAGAGUGGUGUGUGCGGAUGUGAAAAGGGCUUCACAGAAGUCAUGACCACUCAUGGUUUCCUUGACUACUGCACCAGGGCGCCCGGGCCUGACCACAAGAAGGCCGACGUCAAAACCGGUUCUGGCCAGGCCAGACCAGGCCGCACCCAAAGCCAGAACCCGCUCAGGGAGUGGGCCUUGCAGGCGGUGGGCCCAGAUGGGCAUGUAAGACCGUGGGUUUAUGGCCUGAUGGCUGCUGGAUUCGUUCUCAUCCUGCUCAUCAUCAUCAUGUCCUUCCUGCUGUGCAAAAACACCAAACCCAGUCCCAGCGGUGGAGGUCACCAGAAGGCCCUAACGCUGUCGUAUGACGGGGAUACGGAUAUGUGACCGCUUGCUCCACAACCAUAGAGCUCACGUCUCAACAAAUGGCCAGCUCUAAUUAAUGUCCUUCAACUUCAGGCACGUGGGAUCCCAUCAGACACCAAAAGGAAAGACUCAGAGGACACAACGCAGCAAGAUUUUAAAACACAACAUUCAAAAUGUGUAUACUUUAA
Molecule: messenger RNA, 5057 nt
Organism: Sardina pilchardus (European sardine)
Lineage: Eukaryota; Metazoa; Chordata; Actinopteri; Clupeiformes; Clupeidae
Product: thrombospondin type-1 domain-containing protein 7B-like
Exons: 27
Coding region: 1-4890 (1629 amino acids)
Biological process (GO): actin cytoskeleton organization
Cellular component (GO): plasma membrane
Source: RefSeq, a predicted model, not a curated record